This is a messenger RNA of Staurois parvus, 305 nucleotides long. The record is from the annotation of a GenBank genome assembly. NCBI's taxonomy places the organism in Eukaryota, Metazoa, Chordata, Amphibia, Anura, Ranidae.
UCAGAAGUGACAUCUUGCUUACUACUUUGCAUGUGAUCACUGAUUGGCCAAUCAGUGAUCACAUGAUCGGGACCUCGUACAGAGGUCCCGUCCGACGAUCUGUGUUUCACUGUGUCCGGAGGACACAGCGGGCACCGGAUCACGGUGCUGCGCGCUCCCAGGGAGCGCGCACAAGCAGGCAUUUCUCAAUGGCUGGAAGAAUGCAGCCAGAGAGAAGGAGAAAUAAAAAUGUCAAAAAAGUUUUGAAAAAUUAUAAUUUUUGGUUAUAAACUAAUUUGGGUUAUUUUUUUUUUUUACUAAAAAGA